Messenger RNA from Closterium sp. Naga37s-1, 639 nucleotides. The record is from the annotation of a GenBank genome assembly. Lineage: Eukaryota; Viridiplantae; Streptophyta; Zygnematophyceae; Desmidiales; Closteriaceae.
CACACCCUCUUCUCCCCCUUCCUCCUCCUUGGCCACCCCAAUUGCCCUUUUCUUCUCCCGAUUUUCUCCUACACAUCGGUCUUGUUCCUUCUCCCCCCUUUUUCCCCCUCCUCCUCUUCCCAUCACAUCUGCUCCUUUCCUGCCGUCGUUUCCCCCCUCGUUUUCCCCCACUUUGCACAAUCAGCUGCUGCCCUCGCCACGGCCUUUGCUCUCAUCUGCCGCGCUCCAGAGGACCUUCGAGCGUGGCCUGAACGCCUGGAGAUGAGAGGUGGACAGGAGGGUCUGAGGGGAGGGAUGGAGGAAGACAAAGCAGAAGCAGCAGCAGGAGCAGGAGAAACAUCAGGAGCAGGAGCAGCAGUGGCCGCAGUAAGAAGGGUUGGGAGAGGCCUGGAGAUGGCAGGAGUGGGGGCGCACGAGCAGAGGGUGUUGCAGGUGGUGCAAGAGGCAAUGGCCAUGGCAUCCUCUACUCUCCGGCAGCAUGAGAGCGCUCUGCAUGCCAUCGCAUGGCGCCUUGUGGAUGCUGGGGAGGCGAGUGAAAGUGAGAUCGAUGCUGCUGUCGCUGGUGCUAUCACUUCUGUUGUUGCUGGUGCCAGUGUGAGCGCACAACACAAGGCUGUACAUCCAGCUGCUGCAGGGUGA